GUACGAGCUAAAGUGACAGGUGACAGUGACGGGACAAACAAAAUCAUACGGAUUCCACGAAAUUUUUCAUCAACAUUCAACAUUUCUAGUUCUCCACAAUACUUACCAUAAAAGACAAAAGUAUAAUUCAAUACACUAUAUAUGCAGUAACUUAAAAUAGUAUACAGAAAGUGAUAUUAUUGUCAUAACGAGUCAUAAUUAAAACCCAGUUAACGCAAGGUUAAAUUUCCGUAUAAGGCAGAGUAUGUAUUACUAAUCCCACAAUGGAAACCGUACGACGAUCAUGGAAACUACAGGAGUUUGUUGCCCACAAGGCAAAUGUCAACUGUCUGGCCAUGGGACAUAAGUCAAAACAAGUUCUAGCCACUGGAGGUGAUGAUAAAAAGGUCAAUCUUUGGGCUAUUGGUCGCCAGAGCUGCUUAAUGAGCUUAAGUGGUCACACAACUCCUGUAGAAUGUGUGUGCUUUGGACAUUCUGAAGACUUGGUUUGUGCAGGCUCACAAACUGGUGCCUUGAAAAUCUGGGAUCUGGAAGCCGCCAAACUAUUGAGAACUUUCACUGGCCAUAAAGGUGCCAUAAAAUGUAUGGACUUCCAUCCUUAUGGAGAUUACCUGACCACUGGCUCAUGCGACAGUCAGAUCAAGCUGUGGGACACAAGGAAGAGAGGCUGCAUAGUGACAUAUGCCAGCCACAGAUUGGCUGUCAACAGUUUGCAGUUUAGCCCUGAUGGACAAUGGAUAGCUUCUGCUUGUGAUGAUGGUAUAGUGAAGGUGUGGGACGUGCGCGUGGGCAAGGUGCUUCAGCAGUUCGAGGAGCACACGGGGGCCGUCACCUGCGUCAAGUUCCACCCACAUGAGUUCCUGCUGGCCAGCUGCGGCACCGACCGCACCGUCAACUUCUGGGACAUGGAGAAGUUCCAGCUCGUCUCCAAGUUUGAAAAAGAAAACUCCUCUAUCAAACUGAUGGUGUUCAGCGACGACGGCAGCACGCUGCUGGGCGGCGGCGCGGACGGCCUGCACGUGGUGGGCUGGGAGCCGGCGCGCGAGCUGGACGCCGAGCCCGCCGCCUGGCCCGCGCUGCACGACCUCACCGUCGCACACACGCAGCUCAUAGCGGCGUCAUUCCACGCGACAUACGUGGUCCUGUCCGUGGUGGACCUCAGCGCCGUGCACCCGUUCGGCGGCCCCCCGCCCCCCGCGCCCGCGCACUCCCCUGAGACCUCCCCCUUCCAGAAGAGCCACUCGGUCCGGAAGAGCUUCUCGAAGGAGAAACCCGCUAAACAGGUCGUGCACAAGUCUUCACUACUGGAUGAGAAGACGGUCGAGGAGUCAGCGUCGGGCACGGAGGCGGAUGAAGAGACGGAGGCCAUCAUAUCUAAUGUGCACGACUAUAAGGAGAUAUUCAAGCCUUCUAGAGCACUACCGCGCACCCCUCCGCCCGCCUCUAGCUUGUCUUCUGACGAAUACUCACUGCCGCCAGAGUCCCUCCCAAGUCCGGAGGCCCAAUGCCCGCUGGCGUCGUCGCCUUCGCGCGCAAUCCGCGACCUCUCAUUGGUGGAGGCGGCUCCCCCCGCGCCGGCACGCCCCCCGCCCCUCCCCUCACCCCCGCAGCGGCAGCGCCCGGAGCACUUCUCUAGAAUACCCACCUCCACUAAGGAAACCUACGCGGAGAAGAAGACUGAGAUUUUCACAAAGGUGGAGUCCGCCAAAGCGGAGGGGCGCGCGUCGCCGGCGCUGCGCGACUACUCGGGCUCGCAUCAGCAGCUCAACCGACACAACUCGUACAAGGAGACCAAGACUAGCACCUCAUCAACGAAUCUUCGACAAAGUAACAGCGAAGUGAGCUUGGGGCCGCCGUCCCUCGGGCCGCGGUCCUUGUCAUUCACAAGAACACCCGGAGAAAUGAGGUCGCGUCGCGUGGAGACGGUGGCCCAGAGCGCGGUGUCGUACUCCGUGUCCCGCGAGCCGCCGCCGCCGCCGGAGCCCGAGUUCGUGCCCUACGCCGCCGACCGGCCCGUCGGACUCGACAUGGACGAGUUCUUGCCCCGCGGCGGCGCGGCGGGGUCGCGGGCGCGGGGCGCGCGCGGCGGCGGCGCGGAGCCCAGCGAGCAGGAGGUGCUGGGCGUCAUGAUGCGCGGCCACGACUCCAUGAUGUGCGUGCUCACGGCACGGCAGAGAGCUUUGCAGAUUUUCCACUCCAUGAGAAUGAAUAAGAAUCUGAAAGUAGCAUUAGAAUCUGUGAUCGCCUUAGAAGACACAUCUGUGAUAUUAGACAUUCUCAAUGUGAUGGCUCACAAACCAUCUUUAUGGAAUCUGGAUAUAUGCUUGCUCAUGCUUCCGAAAAUAUACGAAUUAUUACAAAGUAAAUAUGAAACUUACAUGCAGUGCGGCUGCAACGCGCUGCGGCUGAUCGUGCGCAACUUCUCAUCCGUGGUCCGCGCCAACGUGUCGGCCCCCGUACGGACGCUCGGCGUGGACAUCCCCCGCGAGGAACGCUUCCAGAAGUGCGCCGCCAUCCACCAGCUGCUCCUCGACGUCCGCGCCUUCCUCCUCAAGCGGCAAACCCUCCAGGGCCGCCUCGGAGCAGCCUUCAGAGACCUCCACACCCUCAUGCAGCAGGGACUCGACUGAUAUCAACCCCCACCAUUCCACGCGCCGUCGCCGUACGUCUCGUUUUGGACCCUUCCAAAUCUGCCCUGAAUAGUUAUUAUAUAACUGCUCUGAUUGAAUAGUUAAGGUAGCGUAAAAUAUAAACUCCAUAGUUUGAAUAAGGAUUAUAAACCCUAUAAAACAGCCCCCAUCAAAAUUGAGUUUAAUUAUUAUUAUUAUCAUGAGAUUUUUGUCAUCAAUUACUCAGUAACUAUCAACUUAGAAUACUAAAUUAGAAUAUAAUUAGUCAUUAAUCUAAUCCUUUUGCUCAUAAGUAAGAUAUAGGAAUGUACAUUUCUCUAAAUAAAUAUGUACUUGAAUAAGAACUUAAUAACACUUCAACAAAAUAUUUUACUUUGUAACUAACAUUAGCAGCAUUAGCUCAUAUACUGAUUACUGCUUUUAAAGACUUUGCUUUUAUAACUCGUUCAUUUUUUUAUGGCCUGCAUUUACAUACUGAUGUUAUUACAUUUAAUAAUCUGAUUCAAGUUGAAGGUCUCUUAUAAAAAUGCAAAUUCAAUUUAUAUACUUUAUUUAAUCUUAACAAAUCAUGUAAGUACCUAACUUAACUAAAUCUGUACAUACAAACAUAUCCUAGAUUAUGGUUAGCCUGUGUGAAAUACUAGAAAUUACUGCUGUUAAACAUAAAUCUAGAGAAGACAUUUAAAAUGUUUGCCAUUGUGUGCCUUUCCUUCCAAAAGUAUGUAUUUAUUUUUCAAACCUAAGUGAAUUCAAUAGUUUUCCAUAAAAUCAAAAAUUUUAAUUACGACUGACUAAAAUAUUAAUUUAUUUGAAUAUGCAAGUAAGUAUUGAUUCUCAGUCUCCUUGACUGAUUUAUAUUAUUAUCCAAACAGUAAAUACAAAUUUUAUACAAAU
Messenger RNA from Plutella xylostella (diamondback moth), 3524 nucleotides. Its product is annotated as katanin p80 WD40 repeat-containing subunit B1. Gene Ontology annotation, cellular component: katanin complex. Gene Ontology annotation, molecular function: microtubule binding. The record is from RefSeq and is a predicted model, not a curated record. Gene Ontology annotation, biological process: microtubule depolymerization; microtubule severing. NCBI's taxonomy places the organism in Eukaryota, Metazoa, Arthropoda, Insecta, Lepidoptera, Plutellidae.